Messenger RNA from Alexandromys fortis (reed vole), 4178 nucleotides. RefSeq names its product lymphocyte antigen 6 family member H (gene Ly6h). Gene Ontology annotation, cellular component: plasma membrane. The record is from RefSeq and is a predicted model, not a curated record. Bases 3423 to 3857 code for a protein of 144 amino acids. Gene Ontology annotation, biological process: acetylcholine receptor signaling pathway. Lineage: Eukaryota; Metazoa; Chordata; Mammalia; Rodentia; Cricetidae. Gene Ontology annotation, molecular function: acetylcholine receptor inhibitor activity; acetylcholine receptor binding. The transcript has 5 exons.
AGAGAGGCUGUUCUAACUUCUUGGCCUACAGGAAGCCAAGAGACAGAAAGGGCCAGGGGCAGCUCCCCAGGACCUGCCACCAGUCCUCAUUGCUCCAUCCCCAUUCCCUAAAGUUUUCAGGAAAAUCCCCUAUAGUGCUAUCUGCUGGAGACAGGCACUUGGGGGGGGGUAACCUUUAUCACCAAACGUAACAGUGUAGUGGUACCCACCUGGCACCUCGAAACUCCAGAGGCAGAGGUGGAAGGAUAGUGGGUUAGAGGUCAGCUUGAGGUACCCAGCAUGAUCAUGAAACAAGAAAGCAAAACCAAGGGAAGUGUUACAUUUGAUUAAUAGUAGUAUUUUAGAGGUACCAGGGAACCUUUAGAUACACAAUAUAUUGUAGAAUAGUUAAAGGAAGCCAAUCAACUUUUCAUCCUCUCAAGUUUUCAGUGAAGACAUUUAAAACGUUUUAUCUUACUAAUUAAAAAAAUACAUUGUAUUAACUAUUUCCCUGGGCUGUGUAACAGAUCUUAAUGACUUUCCCUCCUGUCUAAGGGACACUGUGUCUCCUGGUGCCUAGCACCUGGUCUUCGCCAUUCUAUCUCUGCUUCUCAAAUGAGAUCCUGCACACAUUUCCCUCCUCAGCAUCCUGCCAACACUUGUGGUACCCAUCUUUCUUGUAAUCAUCAUCCUAAUUGAUGUCAGGUCACAUCUCAUUAUGGCCUGAUAAGCGUUUCCCUGGUAACCAGUGAUGUUCAGUAUUUUUCUGCAAACCUGGAAACUGCCUGGAUGCCUUCUUUUGAGCAGUGCCUACUUAGAGUCUUUGUCUAUUUUCAGUCAGGCUCUUUGAUUUCUUGCUACUAAACUGUUCUUUAAACUUUUGGUUAGAUGAAAAAAUUUGUUUUGCACUUAAUUUUGGAAAACGGUGCACAAAAGCCUGAGUUAGGAAGGUUUUUUUUUUUUGCCUUCUUUUUACUCUAAAGAUACUAUUUCAUUCUCUUUGGUUUUAAUAGUCUUUCCACAAGAUUCAUUAGAAUUAUUGCCUUCAUUUUUUAGAUUUUCCUGUCUUGGGUGGUCUGCAAUUUCACUAUGCUCUGCUUAGAUAACCUGCCAUUUGUUAUUUUACUUAUUAUACAUUAGAAUCUUUACCCACACUUACCUUCACCGGUUCUGACUUAUUUUAAAAUAGAAUGUCUCCAAAAACCAACUUUGAGAUUUCAAUUAGACUUUCCUUGGCUCUCUGCACACAAUUUUUGGUAGUUCUUUAUGUGUCUCAACUUGUGUUGCAUUCCUGAUUACGCCUGGGCAGGAGUUCUACCACUGAACUAUAACCCUGGCCUUUCUUGAUGAUUUCUUUAGAUUUGUCUUCCAGUUCAUAAAUUCCCUCUUCAUCUGUGUCUACUUUGCUGGCCAACUCUGCUGAGUUUUUUUUUUUUCUAAGAACAACUUUGUUAAAAUAUAACACAUUACAUAACAGACAAUGUAUUCUUUAUUGGAUACAUUUCGGUGACUUGUAGUGUAUUAACAAAGUUGCGUAUCCAUCACCAUGAUCUAAUUGUGGGGCAUUUCAUUACUACAAAAUGAAAUUUUAAUCACCUCACUUAUUAAUAGUGUCCCAAACCAGUCAUUCUCGCUCCCUCCCUCCCCCAUAUUUGGCUAAUCUUUUUGUCUUUGUUGGAUUUUUAAAUUUUGUGCAUUUCACGUAAAUAAAAUGUUUUUUGUUUUUGAUUUUUUUUGUUUUUGUUGUUUGUUUGCCUGGUUUGUUGUUGCUGUUCCUUCUUUCUUGGUGACUGGCUUCUUUUACUGAUAAUACUUCCAAGGUUUCCGUUGAUCUUUAAUCAUUUAAGUGAAGUCUCCAGGUUUUCUUUCUUUCAGAUAAACUUGCUGUUCAGCUUGUGGCUACAGGGUCCUUCCUUAGCAUGUCUUUCUCUCUCUCUUUUUCUAAAAAUUGAUUUUAUUGAGCUAUACAUUUUUCUGUGCUCCCCUCCCUUCCUCUCCCAUUGUCCCCUUCAGCCCUCUCCCAUGGUCCCCAUGAUCCCAAUUUACUCAGGAGAUCUUGUCUUUUUCUACUUCCCAUGUAGAUUAGAUCCAUGUAUGUUUCUCCUAGGGUCCUCAUUGUUGUCUAGGUUCUCUGGUAUCUUUAGCACGUCUUAAUAAGCACAUUAUCUUUGUAGUCUAAGAUCUCUGUGUAACUCUUUGGUUUGAUCUCCGUGUAACUCUGGUUUACUAGCAUUGGAGGUAAAUUUAGACAGGCCAUCAGCUUUUCCAAGUGGUGGUCUUGAUGAACUGGGUUCACGGACCAUUCACUGGCCGGCCCGCAGCCCGCUCUCUGCAUUUCCACAGAAAACACUUACCUAGAAGCCUCCCCAGCCCCUUCUACUCUGCAAGAAUCCAUACUAAGGCUCAUCCUCCGAUCUGCACAGGUUCUGCCCCGCAGAUUGGCUCUGGACUCCAUUAUGGGAUUGACUCGUUUGAAGAGAAUUGUGCACGAACUAAUUCUUACCCUCUGCACUCUCUUCAUCUAGAUCUUUUCUUCAAAAUGUCCAGUCCCUCUCUUUGUCAGCACUCCGAACUACUCAAGUGCUCGGGAUGUUUGGUCUCAUUAUCGGCGUGUCACCUAGGGACUGGUGCGGCACUGGACAGGAGGCUCUAUGACUGUGUGUUCCCCUUACCUGUAACUUAACACCCAGACGGCAAGGCGAUGUGCAGUACAUUGAAGUAAUGCAUAUGCGGUUUAGAAUAAGGAGCACAGACACUGUGCGCUCAAACUGACAGUCCAGGCUGCCACGUCUGGUAAGGAUCUGAUAUAGUGACAGUCAUUUGUCUGGUGUAAGGUUCGUGGGCAGAGCAGGCAGAAACCAAGGUCCGCCUAGGGAUGAGAAGGAGCAAUGGUAACUGUGGCUUCUGCAGAGCCCAGGAGAGAUAGAAGGACCAGGUGGAGUGCGAGGUGUGAAUCUGGCCAACCCAGACCAGGAUUGUCACCUUCUGGGUGUGGGUGUGGUUGGUGACAAAAGUCCCUGGGGCUGAGUUGAUGGUGGGCGUCGUGGGUGCUCUUAGGAAUGGAAUUGACGGGAACAAUCGGAAGCAAGGUGGAGGUUGGAGAGGGAGGAGCCCCAAGGCUGGGCGUCGGAACCCCAUGACCGACCACUCUUUCCCUCCUUCGCUGCGUCUUUGUGCAUUUCGCUUCCUUUAGCAGCCAAUGCUCUUCCGAGAAUCUGCAAGGGGACCACAACCAAGCAGAGGGGGAGGAUCCUCCCACGCAGGGGAGACCGAAGGGCAUCGCUUCCCGCGCCAGAACCGCUGCUGAUCCCGGAGUGCUGACACCCCAGGGAUGUGAGUGAGCCCCCGACCCUGAGGCCCGUACUCCACGCCCCUCUUCGCGGCCUGCCCCCCAGAGGACUCCUGUCUGCAGCCCCCGCUUCUCUCUCAGGCUCUCUCAGAGCAUGCUGCCUGCGGCCAUGAAGAGCCUCGGCCUGGCACUGCUGGCCUUGCUGCUGUGCCCCUCACCGGCCCAUGGCCUGUGGUGCCAGGACUGCACCCUGGCCAAUUCCAGCCACUGCGCCCCGAAGCAGUGCCAGCCGACCGAUACUGUUUGUGCCAGCGUGCGGAUUACCGACCCCAGCAGCAGUAAGACUGGACCUGGCAGGAAGGAUCAUUCUGUGAACAAGAUGUGCGCGUCCUCCUGCGACUUCGUUAAGCGGCACUUUUUCUCAGACUAUCUGAUGGGGUUCAUUAACUCUGGGAUCUUAAAAGUCGACGUGGACUGCUGCGAGAAAGAUCUUUGCAACGGGGCGUCAGCAGUGGGGCGCAGCCCCUGGGCCCUGGCUGGGGGGCUCCUGCUCAGCCUGGGGCCUGCUCUCCUCUGGGCUCAGCCCUGAGGUCCCUCCCUCCCUCCUUCAGGGCCUUGGAGCUUGUCCCCUGAGCCUGUUGCUGCCCCGUCCCCCAGCCUGGCCUGGCUAGGAUUGGGACAGCAAGAGCUUGGCAACAAGGUCUGUGGCUCUCAACCUCCCUAGAUGUGAGCCUUCUCCGUUUCCCCACCAGUUCCAUAUCCCAGGCAGCUGGACAUCUCCCGGAGACCAGACAUCCUGGCAGAAAGCUGGGGCGGGGGGAGGGGGAGGGCAGGGGACAGGGACCCUCCAGGUCCCCAAGGGGAGGGAAACCAAGCCAGGGACAGCCCAACAGCCUGGCCUGAGGGGCAU